This is a messenger RNA of Rhodamnia argentea, 1620 nucleotides long. Its product is annotated as serine/threonine-protein kinase SAPK2. Lineage: Eukaryota; Viridiplantae; Streptophyta; Magnoliopsida; Myrtales; Myrtaceae. Bases 322 to 1344 code for a protein of 340 amino acids. Gene Ontology annotation, biological process: intracellular signal transduction; protein phosphorylation. Gene Ontology annotation, molecular function: ATP binding; protein serine/threonine kinase activity. The record is from RefSeq and is a predicted model, not a curated record. The transcript has 10 exons.
UCUCGCGCCACGUCCCUCCUUGGUCAUUCCUCCGUGUUCUGUCUCCCUCCCUCUUCUCUUCUCUCCAGAACUGCCUACUCUGUUUCUUUGUCUUCGGUUCACACCCACCAAUGAUCUAUCCGCCGUCGAGAAAAAGGAAGAAGCGUUUCGCACGCAAAACUAAUCCCCAUCAAGAAAGUCGGCCACUUGUUCGAAGACGUCGGUGAUUUGACGGGCACGCCCGGAACUGAGAAUCGCAUGAUUUCUUCUUAGUUAGCUGUCUGAAACGUCUCAGGUUUCGAUCAUCGCUGAAGGACUUGUACUGCGGCUGAAGGGUGAAAAAUGGAUCGUUACGAGAUACUGAAAGAUAUUGGGUCGGGCAAUUUCGGGGUCGCCAAGCUCGCUCGAGACAGAUGGAGUGGUGAGCUUUUCGCUGUUAAAUACAUUGAAAGAGGCCAGAAGAUCGAUCAGCACGUGCAGAGGGAGAUUAUGAACCACCGGUCCCUUAAGCAUCCGAAUAUUAUUAGAUUUAAGGAGGUCUUGCUCACUCCAACUCAUCUGGCCAUCGUCAUGGAAUAUGCUGCAGGUGGGGAAUUAUUCGAAAGAAUUUGUAAUGCCGGUAGAUUCAGCGAGGAUGAGGCAAGAUUUUUCUAUCAGCAGCUCAUAUCGGGAGUCAGUUACUGCCAUUCAAUGCAAAUUUGCCAUAGGGAUCUCAAGCUGGAAAACACUCUGCUUGAUGGGAGCACGGCACCGCGCCUUAAAAUAUGUGAUUUCGGCUACUCAAAGUCAUCAGUAUUGCAUUCUCAGCCUAAAUCGACAGUGGGGACGCCGGCCUAUAUCGCACCUGAGGUUUUGUCCACAAAAGAAUAUGAUGGGAAGAUUGCAGAUGUUUGGUCUUGUGGAGUUACCUUGUAUGUCAUGCUGGUCGGUGCUUAUCCUUUUGAAGAUCCAGGCGAUCCAAGGAACUUCCGAAAGACAAUUCAGAGAAUACUGAGCGUCCAGUACUCGAUCCCGGAUUAUGUGCGUGUCUCCGUUGAAUGUAUGCAUCUCUUGUCUCGAAUUUUCGUAGCCAACCCUGAAAAGAGAAUAACUAUGCCUGAGAUUAAAAGGCAUCCAUGGUUCCAAAAGAACUUGCCUGUGGAAUUCAUGGACGAUGAGACAGGCCUCUUGCAAAUCGACGGACCAAACGACUUGAAGCAGAGCUUGGACGAAAUAUUGGCCAUAAUUCAGGAGGCGCGGAAACCGGUAGAAAUCCCGAAACUCGGCGGGAUUCUAGUCGGAGGGAGCAUGGAUCUCGAUGACUUAGAAACCGAUGCGGACAUAGACGACAUCGAGACCAGCGGCGACUUUGUCUGCACGCUGUGACAGCAAUGCACACCGUGUUCACUUACAAGCGAGGCAUACAAUUAGUGAUCUUGGGUUAAUGUUGAUAUUCAUGAGGAAGAAGCUACUUUUGAAGGUGUGGGAUAUACACUUGGGUUUGGGGGCAAAGGGAUGGAUUUGAUCCAAAUGGUAGGCUAAUUGGCUCCUCUUUGCUGUGUACUUUAUGAAGCUGAAAAGAACACACCGACCAGAAUUACUGUGUAAGUUCAUGGACUAGUACGAGGAUGCACAGUAUUACUUUUUUUCCGAUUACUGGAU